Mesorhabditis spiculigera is the source of this 1089-nucleotide messenger RNA. NCBI's taxonomy places the organism in Eukaryota, Metazoa, Nematoda, Chromadorea, Rhabditida, Rhabditidae. The record is from the annotation of a GenBank genome assembly.
AUGGAUUCAAUGUUUACGAUCUCGAACGAUCACGGGUAUGUACAAACAGCGGCUGCUCUACCUCAGCAACAAAUCAACGGGGCAGGCGUCUUACUUGCCAGCCGUAAUGGUGCCGGCUACGCAGCACCAAAUUACCUUCAAGCCCACCAACAUCCCAACUACCAGUACCACCCAAUCAAUCAGCAGAUGCAUAUGGGCGGCUCCGCUCCUGGUCAAAUGGCGUUGAACAUUCCCGUUCACGAGAUGUCGCCUCCUCCACCAGUUCCGGAGCCGCCAAUCUGCAACCUCCCCUCAACAUCGCAGAUCAAGGAAGAAGAGGAUAUUGAGGAAGAUGAAGCCUAUCUAACCGACAGCGAUUAUGGCCUUCAGCUACGCAAUGUGGUCUGCAAUUAUGCCCUCCCGCUCCAUAUCGACUUGCGACUGGUGGCCAUGGCCGCGGCAAACGUCGAGCUCGAAUCGGGCAAGGGGAUUUUGCAAUUGCGAAUGCGCAACCCCCCGGGAGCGCUGGCCAAGGUCUACAAUUCUGGGAAAGUCUACAUUGUCAACUGCAAAACUGAGGAAGAAUGUCGCAAAGCUGCUAGAAAAGUGGCACGAGUCGUUCAGCUGGCGAUGGGCAAGAAGGCUUCGCGGGUCCGUUUACGCGACUACAAGAUCUGCAACAUCCUCGCGACUUGUCGUUUUCCGUUCGGCAUCAAAGUUGAAGAUAUGGCCAAAAAAUACAAAGGACGCCGCGAAUGUUCGUACGAACCCGAGCUUUCUGUCGGUCUCGUGUGGCACUUUUCCGAGCCAAAGGCCAGUCUUCGGGUCCACACCACUGGCUCAGUCACUGUCACCGGCGCCACCUCGGAAGAGAACAUUCGCCAUGUCGUGUCUGAAAUUUACAAGUUGGCGAAGGAAUUCCGCUGCGACAGUCGUGCACCGCAGAAAAGCCGUAAACGACCUGCGCAGCGCAUCGGAUACGGCGGUCCCGCAUGGAAGCGUCACGUUCCCGAGCUUUGCGUCAAGGGAAAUCGCGUCUACUUCGGCGAUGAGGAGGACGAAUAUGAGGACGAGGCCUACGGCGAGGAGUACGAAGAGGAUGAAGACUUC